Manacus vitellinus (golden-collared manakin) is the source of this 2389-nucleotide messenger RNA. RefSeq names its product ClpB homolog, mitochondrial AAA ATPase chaperonin (gene CLPB). Gene Ontology annotation, molecular function: protein binding; ATP binding; ATP hydrolysis activity. Gene Ontology annotation, cellular component: cytoplasm; mitochondrion. Lineage: Eukaryota; Metazoa; Chordata; Aves; Passeriformes; Pipridae. The transcript has 17 exons. The coding region runs from base 1 to 1926 and encodes 641 amino acids. Gene Ontology annotation, biological process: cellular response to heat. The record is from RefSeq and is a predicted model, not a curated record.
AUGGACAAUGGGGACAACCCCAGUGACAGUGGGCUGGUGGCCACAGGCUCCAAGGAGUCCCCCAGCCCAGCCCUGGGGUGCAGCAAACUCUGGGGGUGGGUUCCUACGGGUAAAGUGGGGACAGGCAGCACCCGGGACCCAUGGUCCCACACCCUGACGGUCCCUGUUUGUCCCUGUGGCUGCUGCAUCGCGGGAGACCCCGGCGGGCAUCAGAGCGGAGCCGGGAGCUGCCCCCCGGCAGCGGGGCUGCCCGCCCUCAUCGCCGCGCUGGCCUACUGCUACCUGCGGGACCGCCUGUCCAAGGAGGAUGCUCUGCUGGAAGCUGCAAGGAUCAACAACGUUUUGGAAGUCAACAGGUUGUUGCAGGAAGGCGCGGAUGUGAACGCGAGGCACAGGCUGGGCUGGACGGCUCUCAUGGUGGCAGCCAUCAGCAGGAACUCCAGUGUGGUGAAGGCCCUGCUCACAGCUAAUGCAGAUCCAAACCUUGGUGAUGAUUUCAGCAGUGUGUAUGAGAUUGCUAAAGAAAAGGGCCUCCACUCCUUGGAAGUCCUUGUCACCCGGGAGGACGACUUCAGCAACCGUCUGAACAUCCGAGCCAACUUCAAGGGCUGCACAGCUCUGCACUACGCCGUGCUGGCUGACGACUACCUGACAGUCAAACUGCUGCUGGAUGCAGGUGCCAGCCCCCUGCAGAAGAAUGAAAUGGGACACACCCCCCUGGAUUACGCCCGUGAAGGGGAGGUCAUGAACCUUCUGAGAGCGUCAGAGGCGAAGUUCCAGGAGGAGCAGCGCAGGAGGGAGAUAGAGGAACGGCGAAGGUUCCCGCUGGAGCAGCGGCUCAAAGAGCACAUCAUCGGUCAGGAGAGCGCCAUAGCCACAGUGGGGGCAGCUAUUCGGAGGAAGGAAAAUGGCUGGUAUGAUGAGGAGCACCCACUGGUCUUUCUUUUCUUGGGAUCAUCUGGAAUAGGUAAAACAGAGCUGGCCAAGCAAACGGCCAAGUACAUCCACAAGGACGUCAAAAAGGGUUUCAUCAGACUGGACAUGUCAGAGUUCCAGGAGAGGCACGAGGUGGCAAAGUUCAUCGGCUCACCACCCGGCUACGUGGGCCAUGAAGAGGGUGGGCAGCUCACCAAAAAGCUGAGGCAGUGCCCAAAUGCUGUGGUCCUCUUUGACGAGGUGGACAAAGCCCACCCAGAUGUGCUCACCAUCAUGCUGCAGCUGUUUGAUGAGGGCAGGCUGACAGAUGGGAAGGGGAAGACCAUUGACUGCAAGGAUGCCAUCUUCAUCAUGACCUCCAACGUGGCCAGCGAGGAGAUCGCACAGCACGCUCUGCAGCUCCGGCAAGAGGCCAUGGAGAUGAGCAAGAAAAGGAUCGUGGAAAACUUAGAGGAUGUCCAGAUGGCUGACAAGAUCACCAUCUCCAAGCAGUUCAAGGAAAAGGUUAUUCGCCCCAUUUUGAAGGCUCACUUCAGACGGGAUGAAUUCCUGGGGAGGAUCAAUGAAAUUGUCUAUUUUCUUCCUUUUUGCCACUCAGAGCUCAUCCAGCUGGUCAACAAGGAGCUCAGCUUUUGGGCCAGAAAGGCCAAGGCGAGGCACAACAUCACUCUGCUGUGGGACAGGGAGGUCAUGGACGUGCUGGCCGAUGGCUACAACCUGCACUACGGCGCCCGCUCCAUCAAACACGAGGUGGAGCGUCGCGUGGUGAACCAGCUGGCAGCCGCCUAUGAGCAGGACCUGCUGCCACACGGCUGCACUCUCAGGAUCACCGUGGAGGACUCAGACAAGCAGCUGCUGAAAAGCACAGAGAGCACGGAAAAAUCCAAGGUGCCAACCCUGCGGCUGGAGAUCGUGGAGAAGGACAGCAAGGCCCGAAAACUGGAGAUCCAGGCACCGCUGAACCCCGAAAACAUCACUUACUUCUUGUAGGCAGCACUGGGCACUCCCGGCGGCAAUAAAAUACCCCAAGAGUCAGAGUGAGCGGUGUCAGAAAGGGCAGAGCCGCAGUCCUGCCACCACCAGGCACGGGCACGGACAUGGACACGGGCACAGACACAGACAUGGGCCGGAGCUGCCCCAGGGUGGGCACCAAGGGCUCUCUGGGGGUGCAGCUGUGGGUGAUGAGGUGCCCUGGUGCCAUUCAGGGUUGGGUCGGUGGAAGGUCCUGAGGUGUCACGGGGUGUUGGAGCUUUUUAAGGAAGGGGGAAGCGAUUGUGGACCAUGCAGGAGCCGGGAUGGAUUUGUCAUUCUCAUGGGAGGGGGCUUGCUGGGAUAGCUGGGCUGGCAAGGUGGGCACAGGGACCGAGUGUGAGUGUAAAAGCCACCAGGCUCCUGCUCUGUAUCGUCCCCAUUUCUCUUUAUUUGUGGCAAUAAACAUGCCAUACACAUCCGA